Messenger RNA from Moneuplotes crassus, 1200 nucleotides. The record is from the annotation of a GenBank genome assembly. Lineage: Eukaryota; Ciliophora; Spirotrichea; Euplotida; Euplotidae.
AUGAACAAGGUCCUCGAGUUGUACAAAAGAGGGGAUUAUAACACAAAAUUUAAAUUAAAAACUUUGAAGCAAACGAAAAAGAGAAGAAGUCGUCAAAAAGUCAGAAACGACAUAGAAAAAUCUGACAAGAGGAAAGAGAGGAAGAUAGUAAACUCCUGUGACAUCUUCUACUCUACAGGCUCUACUUCGAACCUUAACAAUAUUCCUGCUAGCACUAAGCCAGAUACCUCAGCCAAGCAGUUGCGACCGAAGAAUAUAAACUUGAGAAUGGAAAAAGAAUUAGCUAAGUAUAAAUAAAGAGAUCGAAGAGAAGUAUGAACAAUCUUCUAUGAAAACCUUUGUGUUCAAGAGGAGUAAGGAAGAAGAAAUCAGCGAGUCUAAUGAAUCAACAACAUUUUCCAGAUCAGGCCAGAUUUUGCCAAGGAUUAAUAAAAAGAUUACCAUGACUCUUAACCGGGGUAAAAGAGCAAGGUCGGAUAUCAGGAAUAAAGUGGCUGAUAAAUUACUUUAUCAAAUCAACAAACCAGGGCUCAAGUUCAAAAACAAUCUGAUAAGACAAGAAAGGAACGCUCCACCACAAAUAAAGCUCCUGGAAACCUUAAAUUUUGGGUUUGGUACUAAAGUACAACUUACUGCCCCUUCAACAGGGAAAUUGCCGAUGCAAACCCAUAGAAUUGUAUCAAAGAGCCCCACUCCAAAAGAGGCGUAUAAGUUGACCCCAAGGUCUCAUAAAAGGAGUAAAUACUCAGGCUUCCAGUUCAAAAAUACUAACAAUCCAGUAUUCUACAAAAGCAAGACAGGAAUAAGGGAAUUUAGUGGCCCUCAGAUGUUUCAUAAAGAAGAGAAUGCAUCUCUAUCUGAUUUCUCUCACUCAUUUGGGAUGUCUCAAAAUAGCAAUAAAUACUCAACCCCGACCUUAUCAAAGAACAAUUCUUGGAGGAAAGAUCUAAAUAGUGAGGGAGAGCCUGGGACAACAAGGGUUAAUCAAAAAUCCAAAAUUGUCUUGACAGAUUUCCAAAAUAUCAACAUUGAUGGCCCCAUACAGAAGACCCAGCCGAGCUACAGACGAACUGGAAGAUACAAAGCGGUUAAGAAGCUGAAAGACUAUGCCAACACCCAGGGAAGAGUACUUAAGCAGAACGGGAGGAUCACUAUAUGUCAAAAAUAUAAGUAAUUUAUAAUUAUGCUCAGUUUUCUCAA